UUGGGGAAUGAAAAUGGAGUGGAUGCCAUCUUUAGCGAUGACGCGACGUGGACGCAACGAGGCAGUUCGGUACCGUUGAUUCGAUUAUUAUUUUCGUCGAGAACCGGGACCCGGAGGGUCGUUGCUCAUAUCGUUGAGCAUAGGCAACCGCAAAAUGUGAUCGACAAGAGGUGUAAACGGGUCGAAGAGACGGAGACACGCUUAGCGCGUACCAAAUGCCCAUAAACAAGCUCGCGAUCGUCUCGGCGCCAUCUUAAAAUCAGCUGUCACAAGUGAAGCAGACGAUACGCAGGAAUUGUCUGGACUAAUUGCGAGGUUGCGGGGAGAUGGAAAUAAAUCAACCCGAUGUUCAACUAGACGACGCAUCAUUGGGCCUCAUUUCCGUAUGCGUUAAGGUCGAAGAUCAAGAAUCUGAAUCGAACGAUAUAGAUGUGAUAUGCGAGGCGAAUAACCUGUGCGCGAUUGAAAUAAAAGAAGGACAUUCGUUGAUUCACGAACUGGAAACUAGUAUUUGCAAUAACACCGAUGAUCUAGAGACUUUGAGUUUGACUUUCAAUGCUCUGGAGCAUAACGUCGUGCGUACCUUGGCUAAUAAUUUGCCCGAAACAAUAACAUUAGGAGCUUUGCACCCGGACAUAAUUAAUGAAGAAAUUCAAAGACGAAUGAGCCAAGCGACCGAAGUCUUUAUCGACAACGACGACAGACUGCAAACGAUUCCUUACGCCGUUCCUGACUUUUUGGAUGGUUUGAGCCUAAAUGUUAAAAAAGAGGGGAACGGUAUUUAUAGCUCGGACUGGUUGUGUAUAGACCAGGAGGACACAAGUAGCACCGAACUAGAGUUGAGGGUUUCGAAAGGUGAGAAAAACAGGUCUGAAGAGCCGCUGAACGUCGAGGCUGAGACGGCUCCAGUCUCGAAGAGAAAAGGAAGGACGCGUGUCUUGAACGAACGUUACAGAGGCAACAUUCAGGGAAAAGUCAGCAGUUCGGAAAAGGUAAAGAGGAGAUUGAGAAGGAAGGGUAAGCCGCGCCAGGAUUACAGAGAGAGAUUGAGAAGGAAAGCGGAGUGCAUGAGAGAGAAGCGGAGAAAACUUUACGAGGAAGAAACGGAGGAGGAACGAUUGCAGAGGCUGGCUAAAGAGGCUGCUAAGAGAAGGGAAAUGAGAAUGUAUUACGAGACUCCCGAACAGAGGAGAAAAAGACUGGACGCCGAGGCGGCUAGAAAACGGGAGUACAGAAUGUACAACGAGACGCCUGAAGAGAGGCGAAAAAGGUUGGAUCGAGAGGCGGAACGGAGAAGGAUAAAAAGAUUGACUUUGUAUGCAAACGAAACUGCGGAACAGAGAAGGGAAAGGUUGAAUAGAGAGUCUGCGAAGCGACGAGAAGCUAGAUUGAAUCAGUAUUCGAAGGAGACUGAAGACCAGAGGAGAGAAAGAUUGAGAAAGGAUGCCCUAAGAGCAAGGGAAAUGAGGUUCACCAGGUCUGCAAUUGAAACCGAAGAGGAACGCAGACAAAGGUUAGUAAAAGAUGCUCUUAGAAAACGGGAAUUAAGAACGCAUGGUGGGCAUUCUGUGAGCAAUUUCACUGAACUUCAAACCGUUCGCAGUUUUGAGGAGUUGAACAAUGUGCAGAUGAGGGACGACCCCGAUAACCAAUUGGGGAGCCAUUAUCUCAGCAACUGGAUGAUGUGGUUUCAGAACACGCUGACCCAGCCAGUUCAUAUCGGGGAGCAGACCAUCGAGCCUCAGUCCCAAAACAAUGGAUGAACUCGUCGCAUUCCUUAGGCCCGACGAAUCUAGUAUACAUAUGCACAGCACACGUAUAUAGAAUCCAGAGCUUAGUAUGUAUCGAGUAAAUUAUUAACGGUUCAUUUCAUGUUCCAUUAAUCAAACGACACAAACGUGAGACGACCAUUAAUGUUUCCAUGUUUCACAAACGAAACACUCGAUCUGUAGCCAGCGGCGAACGUCUGGAUGGAUCUACGAAUGAAAAUGAAAUACGUGCGAUAAAACGAACUUUGAAGUUUGCUCUAGACAAUUUAGAGCUUAGGGUUUAUUCUGCUGGUGACUGGAACAAACUUCCAUUCGCUCAACCGGUAUAUUUUUUAUUUCCACAACGACAAUUAGUCUUUAACAAAUAACGACAGUGAUUUAUUAAUUAGUUAAGCUUGAAUUUAGAGCGGCUGGUACCCACAUCUAAACUUCUAAGCGUCAAUGAUAAGACGCGAUCGAUGUCCACCUAGCUCAGAAGUUUUG
This is a messenger RNA of Diprion similis, 2252 nucleotides long. RefSeq names its product trichohyalin-like. Bases 327 to 1763 code for a protein of 478 amino acids. The transcript has 2 exons. The record is from RefSeq and is a predicted model, not a curated record. NCBI's taxonomy places the organism in Eukaryota, Metazoa, Arthropoda, Insecta, Hymenoptera, Diprionidae.